GGGAUCAGCGCAUGCGCAAAAUGUAUAAAUAGUUAGUCAAAUGAAAAUCCAAGAUGAGAGCCAUACCGACCUGGGUGGAUAAAGUCCAGGAUAGGGACAGAGUUGAACAAUGUAUUCAUGAUCUUGCAUUCAAGCCUGAUGGAACCCAACUUAUUGUUGCUGCUGGUAAUAGAGUACUGGUUUAUGACACUAAUGAUGGCACACUUAUGCAGCCUUUGAAGGGUCAUAAAGAUACUGUCUAUUGUGUGGCAUACGCCAAGGAUGGUAAAAGAUUUGCUUCGGGAUCAGCGGACAAGACAGUCAUCAUCUGGACGUCAAAACUAGAAGGAAUAUUGAAAUAUACUCACAAUGAUGCCAUUCAAUGUCUUGGGUUCAAUCCAAUCACACAUCAGCUGGCUAGUUGUGCUUUCAGUGAUUUUGGAUUAUGGUCCAUGGAGCAAAAAUCUGUUUCCAAACACAAAGUGACAAGUCGUAUUACAUGUUGUUCUUGGACUAACGAUGGUCAGUACCUAGCUCUAGGACUGUAUAAUGGAUGUAUCACUAUCAGGACUAAGAAUGGUGAAGAGAAGCACAAAAUUGAGAGACCUAAUGGUGGUCUUAGUCCUAUAUGGAGCUUACAGUGGAAUCCUUCUAAAGAUGAAUCUGUUGAUACCCUUGCAGUCCUUGAUUGGGGUCAGAAGUUAUCUUUCUACAAUCUCAGUGGAAAACAGAUCGGUAAAGAACGUAAUUUAGGUUAUGAUCCAUGCUGUCUGAGUUACUUCUCUAGAGGAGAAUACCUCAUCAUUGGAGGAGCUAACAAACAGGUUACACUUCAUACUAAAGAUGGAGUUCAGUUAGGAGUGGUUGGUGAACAGAACUCUUGGGUAUGGUGUGCUAAGGUUAGACCAGAUCAGAAUCAUGUGGCUGUUGGAUGUCAGGAUGGGACCAUAGCUCAUUAUCAACUCAUCUUCAGUACAGUACAUGGUCUGUAUAGAGAUCGGUAUGCCUUCAGGGAAAACAUGACUGAUAUCAUCAUACAACAUCUUCUUACUGAUCAGAAGGUCCGCAUUAAAUGUCGUGAUCUCGUCAAGAAGAUUGCCAUCUUCAAGAAUCGUCUUGCUGUCCAAUUAUCUGACAGGAUUGUUGUAUAUGAGCAGUAUUCUGAUGAUGCAUCUGAUAUGCACUACAGAGUUAAAGAGAAGAUUAAUAAGAAGUUUGACUGUAAUCUUCUUGUGGUUUGUGCUGAACACAUUAUCCUCUGUCAGGAACGUCGUCUUACCAGUUUAACCUUCUCUGGUGUGAAGGACAGAGAAUGGGUAAUGGAGGCCUUGAUCAGGUAUAUCAAAGUGAUUGGUGGCGCUGAAGGUAGAGAGGGUCUACUGGUUGGUCUUAAGAAUGGACAGAUCUUCAAGGUUUUUGUGGACAAUCCUUUCCCUAUCUUGAUCCUGAAACAACAAACAUCAGUUAGAUGUCUUGAUAUCAGCUCAUCAAGGAAAAAACUUGCUGUGGUUGAUGAACAUAAUACCUGCAUGGUCUAUGAUAUCAAUACAAAGGAACUACUCUUUCAGGAACCCAAUGCCAACAGUGUAGCAUGGAAUACUCAAUAUGAAGACAUGCUCUGUUUCUCUGGGAAUGGUACUCUCAACAUCAAAGCCAGUACAUUCCCUGUCAAGCAACAAAAACUACAAGGUUUUGUGGUAGGAUUCACCGGAUCCAAGAUCUUCUGUUUACAUAUCUAUGCCAUGACAACGGUAGAGGUUCCACAGUCAUCUGGGAUGUAUCAGUAUCUAGAACGCAAACAAUUCAAGGAUGCGUACAAAGUAGCUUGCCUUGGAGUAACUGUCAAGGAUUGGACAGCUCUAGCUCAUGAAGCCAUUCAAGGUCUGGAUUUUGAUACUGCCAAGAAAGCCUUCACUCGUGUCAGAGACUUACGCUAUCUGGAAUUAAUACAUAGCAUAGAGGAGCGGAAGCGUCGUGGGGAGGUGGAUGAUCAGUUGUUCUUAGCAGAUAUAUAUGCAUAUCAAGGCAAGUUUGGUGAAGCAGCUAAACUAUACAAAAGAGCUGGCCAAGAACAGAGAGCAAUGAAUAUGUACACAGAUCUACGCAUGUUUGAUCAUGCUAAGGAAUUCAUUGGUUCUGGAGAUCCACUAGACAAGAAACUGCUUAUUACUAAACAAGCUGACUGGGCAAAGAAUAUCAAUGAACCUCGAGCUGCUGCUGAGAUGUAUUUAUCUGCUGGUGAACAUCUCAAGGCUAUAGAGAUCAUUGGAGAUCAUGGAUGGGCUGAUAUGCUCAUUGAUGUAGCUCGUAAAUUAGAUAAGGCAGAGAGGGAGCCUCUUGGGAAGUGUGCUCAGUACUUCAAGAAGAUGGAACAGUUUGCAUAUGCUGCUGAGACUUACACCAAGAUGGGAGAUACUAAGAACCUUGUCUUGCUUCAUGUUGAGUCUCGUCACUGGGAUGCUGCCUUUGGUCUCGUGGAAAAACAUCCAGAGUUCAAGGAUGACGUAUAUGUCCCCUAUGCCCAGUGGCUUGCAGAGAAUGACAGGUUUGAGGAGGCCCAGAGAGCAUUCCAUAAGGCAGGUCGACAAGAUGAGGCUGUUAGGGUGUUAGAACAACUUACCCACAAUGCAGUUCUGGAGAGUCGUUUUAAUGAUGCUGGAUACUACUUCUGGAUGCUUUCAAUGCAGUGUUUGGAUAUAGCAGGUGCUGACAUAGACAAGAGAAGAGACAUGUUACUAAAAUUCCAGGAAUUUCAAGCUAAAGCUGAAAUGUACUAUGUGUAUCAUUCUAUCCAACGUUACACCGAUGAACCAUUCACAUCUCAUCUUCCUGAUGCACUCUUUAAUAUGUCAAGAUACCUUUGGCAUGCUAUUCUCAAUGAUAUUCCACAUGGAAUUAGCAAAGUGAACACACUGUAUGCCUUGGCUAAACAGAGUCGUAACCUUGGAGCCUUCAAGCUAGCUAGGUUUGCCUUUGAGAAGCUACAGUCAUUGAGGAUUCCUGCUCGGUUCCAAGAAUCUAUUGAUCUUGGUAGUAUCACUAUUAGGUCAAAACCAUUCCAUGAUGCUGAGGAUGUCUUACCAAUGUGUUAUCGUUGUUCUACAACCAACCCUCUACUCAACAACCAAGGCAAUCGAUGUAUCAAUUGCAGUCAACCCUUUGUCCACUCAUUUGUAUCUUUUGAGGUGCUCCCUCUAGUAGAGUUCCACCUGGAGGAAGGGAUCCCUGAUGAGGAGGCUGUCCAGCUGAUCCAGAUGGAGCCACCAAGGAAUGGUCGUAGUGGUGGAGAUAAAUGGAGUGAAUCAAACAAAGGCAAUGUACAAUCUAUGAGACUAGAUGAAUACGGUGGAGAUGAUUCAGAUGUUCAAGAAGAUCCCUUCACAGCUAGACUCCUUAGCUUUGAGCAAGGAGGAAAUGAGUUUGUUCCAGUGGUGGUUAACCGAACGGUCUUAAAGUCUCUUGAUCGUAGUCAUGUAGUGAUCAAAAGAUGGUCAGCUCCACUUCGUUAUCAAUACUUCAAGUCUAUUAUGCCUGAUGUAUCGGUCAUUGUAUGUCCUUCAUGUAAUCAGUUGUUUCACACUGAUGAAUAUGAGAUUCAAGUCCUACAGAAGAAUCACUGUCCAUUCUGCCGCAAAGCUGUCUCUGAAGCAUCAGAAUCAUGAGACUAAUCACCCAACUCCCUACGUAAUGUAGGGUGGUGAUAUCAUCAAAGAAAAUAGUCAACCUUUUUGUAUGUCUGACCCCCAUUCACUCUAUGAGAUAAUCAAACCAUGGUAAUGUGAGAGCACUACACCAUUUCAUAUAAAGCACAAAGCAGAGAUAAUUAAUUUCAGGAAGGACCCACAUAUAGGGGGUGGGAUGUACAUACUGCAUGGAAUUACCUUCCAGUUAACUGUUUUAAAUCACUACUUUAGAUUGGUUUAGGUAAGGGAUGGACUGUAAACUGAUUUAGAUCACUGGUUUAGAUUGGUUUAUAGAGGGAUUGGACUGUAAAUUGCUUCAAAUCACUGGUUUAGAUUGGUUUAUAGAAGGGAUGGACUGCAAACUGAUUUAAAUCACUGGUUUAGAUUGGUUUAUAGAAGGGAUGGACUGUAAACUGCUUCAAAUCACUGGUUUAGAUUGGUUUAUAGAAGGGAUGGACUGCAAACUGAUUUAAAUCACUGAUUAAGAUUGGUUUAGAGAAGAGAUGGACUGUAAACUGCUUUAAAUCACUGGUUUAGAUUGGGUUAUAGAAGGGAUGGACUGUAAACUGCUUUAACCAUUAGUAAACUGGGGGUGGGUCAAUUUGACCCCCCCUUGACAAAUUUUGUCACUACGCUGUCGGGCAAAUUUUUUUGACCUCGCCGCUCGCUUACUUUUUACUUUAAAGUCUUGCGCAUCUUUUGAGACCAAUUUGCGAAGCCCUGGUGCACGGUUCCAAAAUUGCAUGGCUACUUGAUAAAGUCGUUAUAUUUUGCCUAACUAAUACAUGCAUUAUUUGAUUGCUACAUCUUUCAUUCAGCUGUCAAACAUAACACUCAUUUUCUUUCAUGUAUUUAUUUCUAUUGUGUCUGAGUUUAAACUUAUUUUCUUGAGCUUUGAACUUCCUAAAUAUUUUUUUUUUUUUCAAUUUUAUUUUUUAAAGAGAAGAUGGAAAGGGGUGAAUUUUUAAAAUUCUUUUGUUUUAGAAUGAAAUGCUACCAUGAUGUAAUCAAUAUACUUCAAUCAUGAUCUUUUUAGUUGGGUCAAUCCAUAUCGUCUAUAUGUAAAACAUGUAAUAUUUAACUAGAGAUUGAAUGGUCCUUUUCAGGACCAACACUUGCCCAAGAAAGAUACAUGGUGUACCAUGAAACCUGCUACACUAUCCUUCUUUGCCAUGGAAACCUUCAGAAGUUAUAUUGAAUGUAAUAUUUUAUCACCUGACUUCACAAUUAUGUAUUUAAAAUAGGGCAUACCUUGAACACUUUAUGUUAAUUUUCUGGUUGAAUUCAUUACCUUUUGAACACCACUGUAUACAGUAGUGAUGUUGUUCCAAAAAAUUUGACUUCAGCGAUGCCUUGGGUUUUUUUUUUAACAAACAUUGUAAACUUGUGUGUCUUUUAAAGCCUUUAGAAGAAAUUUUAGUACUUCCUAAACUUGCUUUAAAAUGCAUCUAACAAAAGAUGUUGUUUUAUGGAAACUAGUUUUUCUUGGAAUAUGUAUAUUGCAGGAAAGGUAAAAUUUCAGUUUUCCACCUAAAUUGACUUUUCAAGCCUUUAAACAUUACUCAUAUUCUCAAUCAUAAAUGUGUGUGAUUUAUAUAUUGUGAGAAAGCAUUGUAUUUGUGACCAUUUAUUUUGAAUCAAAGUGAAAUACUGUUGCUGAAUUUCCGAUAUCUUUUGUGUGAAGGUACAUAUUUUGUUAUCUAUUAAAGUACCCUUUGAACUUGAAUCCAAUAUUUUAUCAUACUGAUCCAGUCUGUGUAUAUUGAUAGGGAAACAAUGUGGACAAAGACAUACUGUAAUUUGUUUGAAGGAUUAAUUUAAGAUGACUAAUGAAAAAAAAUUAAAGGAAAUUUUCUGAUGAUUAUCUUUACCUUAUGUAUUUUGAUGUGAUCAGAGUGAGAUAAUUUCAGUAAUAAAAAUCCAGUGCUUGUGUGAAUAACACAUAAAUUUGCUUAUGUAAAUUAUUUAAUUAAAUUUAUAUUGACAUUAAUAACUGUCAAAAGCAAGACUUCAUUUACCUGUGCAAGGUGUUGGGGAUAUGUUUAUUAAAUUAUUUAAUAAAUUGCUUAUGAAAUAUCAUUAAACAUUUUUUUUAUUGAAUGUAGGUGUAUAAAUAUAAUCUUUAGUAAUAUCUAAAGAAAUCAAAUGUCAUUCUUUAUUAGUGAACAUACCAUCUAAAAGUCACAUAGAAAACCUUUGGUUUUUUUUUAAGUCACUUAUUUUUUAGCUCUCAUUUCAAAUGCAAUUUUUUUCUAGCAGGUUAAUGUGAGCAUUAAUGUGGAGAAUGAUUAUUGUACAUUUUGACAAUAGCAUAUCUGUAAGUAAAAUUGAGUGUAUUCAUUUGUAAAUAUAACUUGUGAAUGUUAGCAAAUUCCUAUUUAUGAUAAAAGUUGUAAAAUAAAAGAUUUUUCUUCA
Molecule: messenger RNA, 6077 nt
Organism: Lytechinus variegatus (green sea urchin)
Lineage: Eukaryota; Metazoa; Echinodermata; Echinoidea; Temnopleuroida; Toxopneustidae
Product: intraflagellar transport protein 122 homolog
Exons: 25
Coding region: 54-3641 (1195 amino acids)
Biological process (GO): protein localization to cilium; intraciliary retrograde transport; non-motile cilium assembly
Cellular component (GO): intraciliary transport particle A; non-motile cilium
Molecular function (GO): protein binding
Source: RefSeq, a predicted model, not a curated record